AUGAUUAAACAAUGUACGGUGCAUCAUAAUAUUGAUGAUGGCACUACCCACAAAGUAACAAAAGUUGCUGGACCUUUCUAUAAAGAAAGUCAAGCUAGAAAAACCAGUAAAGUAUGGUCUGAGCAGUCAUCUGGAGAAAGUGAAGAAGAUUCACCUCCAAAAAAACUAAAAUGUGUAUCAAAAGAUGUUGAAGAACAUAUUUUAGAGUUGCCAAAAGUKCCAAUAUUUCCAAUUUGUAACUCAAAUAAAGAAAAUCAAGCUAGAAAAACCAGUAAAUUAUGGUCUGAGCAGUCAUUUGGAGAAAGUGAAGAAGAUUCACCUCCAAAGAAACUAAAAGAUGUUGAAGUACAUACUUUAGAGUUGCCAAAAGUACCAAUAUUUCCAAUUUCUAACUCAACUGAUUUAGAUUUGACAAUUAUUAAUAAACAACGUGAUAUUCCAWGUACAAGUUAUCAUACAAGCCAUGAUGGUGAUCAUACACUCAUUGACAAUGGAAUUUCUAUAAAUGAUGAAGACAAUUUGAUGAAAACAAUAAAUUCAAAUAGUUCAA
Molecule: messenger RNA, 550 nt
Organism: Diuraphis noxia (Russian wheat aphid)
Lineage: Eukaryota; Metazoa; Arthropoda; Insecta; Hemiptera; Aphididae
Source: RefSeq, a predicted model, not a curated record